UCUAGCUAGCAGGUGACCAUGACUGCCUCAUUUCUUCCUUUUGUGCUUCAGAAUCUCAACUCCUUGAUCCAAAAGGAAAUGGGCUUGAUUUGUGGGAUUGAAAAGGAGAUGAAAAAGCUUUUAAGCACUCUCUCCACGAUCCAGGCUAUCCUCGAAGAUGCUGACCAAAAGCAACACCAAAACAAAGCAAUACAGGAUUGGUUGAGAAAGCUCAGUGAUGCAGCCUACGAGGUUGACGACAUCUUGGAUGAGUGCUCAACUGAAGCUCUCCGAUGGAGAUCUAAUGACCAGAAUUCUGUUUCUCUGAGGAAGGUAAGCACUUCUUUGUUCACUUGUUAUCCUGUUGAGAACAUCGUGUUCCGUCACAAGAUAGGGAAUAAGAUAAAAGAUGUCACGGAGAACUUAAAUGCAAUUGUCGAAGAGCGAUAGAAUUUUCAUUUAACUGAGGUGGUUGUAGA
This is a messenger RNA of Camellia sinensis, 458 nucleotides long. The record is from RefSeq and is a predicted model, not a curated record. Lineage: Eukaryota; Viridiplantae; Streptophyta; Magnoliopsida; Ericales; Theaceae.